ACACCCUCCACUCUCAACAAAUACACAAACAUGAAAUCUCAUGUACCAUAUUUUCUCAUCUUCUUACCAUGCUUUCUAGCAAUCAUUUCAGCUGAGCAGUGUGGGAGACAAGCUGGUGGCGCGUUAUGCCCCAACGGCGCGUGUUGUAGCCAAUACGGGUGGUGCGGGUCAACCACCGAUUAUUGCGGACCCGGUUGUCAAAGCCAGUGUACCCCUAGUAGCUCCGGCGAUGUGGGGUCCAUCAUAACUCCUGCCCUUUUUGACCAAAUGCUUAAACAUCGCAACGAAAAUAGCUGCCCCGGUCAUGGGUUUUACACUUACAAUGCUUUCAUUGCUGCUGCCCGUUCUUUUAACGGGUUUGGUACUACUGGAGAUGAUUCGACCCGUAAGAGAGAACUUGCUGCUUUUUUGGCUCAAACCUCACAUGAAACUACUGGAGGAUGGGCCACAGCACCAGAUGGGCCAUAUUCAUGGGGAUAUUGUUUCCUGAGAGAACAGGGCAAUCCACCAGCUUAUUGUGAUUCGCCUAGUUGGCCAUGCCCUCCUGGUAAAAUGUACUACGGUCGAGGCCCCAUCCAAUUAACUCACAACUACAACUAUGGGCCAGCAGGUCAAGCUAUUGGCGUUGACCUUAUAAACAACCCAGACUUAGUAGCCACUGAUCCAACCAUAUCAUUCAAAACAGCCAUAUGGUUUUGGAUGACCCCACAAGGCAACAAGCCUUCAUGCCAUAAUGUCAUUGGUGGAGGGUGGAACCCGUCGGCGGCCGACCGGGCGGCGGGCCGGGUCCCGGGUUUCGGCGUGAUUACAAACAUCAUUAACGGAGGGAUUGAAUGUGGGAAAGGUCAAAACGCUAAGGUGGCUGAUCGAAUUGGGUUUUAUAAGAGGUAUUGUGAUAUAUUGGGAGUAAGCUAUGGAAACAACUUAGAUUGUUAUUCACAACAACCUUUUGGUAACGGGCUAAAAUUGGAUCUGUAUGGUUAUACCGAACAAAUGUAAUACUAUGUAAUAGUAUCAUGAAAAAUAAAGUUGGUGUGUUUCAGUGUAAUAAACCUACUCAAUAAGUUAUAAUCUUGCUCGUUUAGUGUC
This is a messenger RNA of Spinacia oleracea (spinach), 1089 nucleotides long. RefSeq names its product basic endochitinase. Gene Ontology annotation, biological process: cell wall macromolecule catabolic process; chitin catabolic process; carbohydrate metabolic process. Lineage: Eukaryota; Viridiplantae; Streptophyta; Magnoliopsida; Caryophyllales; Amaranthaceae. The record is from RefSeq and is a predicted model, not a curated record. The transcript is spliced from 3 exons. Gene Ontology annotation, molecular function: chitin binding; chitinase activity. Bases 31 to 999 code for a protein of 322 amino acids.